GGCCACCAGACAGGCACAGAUACCAUCUCCCCUCCCGGCCAGCUGCCCCAACCCUUCCCGGCCUGCAAGGGGUCCCCUGGGGAGGGAGAGAGCCAGCACUCUGGGGGAGGGGAGGCCAGUCCUCCGGCUCCCACCUCCCGCUUUCCCUCCACAGCGUCAGUGUCAAUUUUAGCCACUGACCUCUCUCCGACAGUUCCACCCCCUCCACUGCCUGGUCAUCGGCUCAAUUUCGACCCUCAAUAGCGGUCACUCUCAUCCCAUCUCCCGGUCAAUUUCGUCCCUUCUGGCGGUCAAGUCCAGCCCCCAGUCUCCCGGCUCUGCCUCCCGGGUCCUCUCGCGCCGGCCGCGAGCUGUGUCCACCCCAGGCCGUGCCCACCUGCCGCGCUCCUCUCCCGCCUCGGCGCAUCUCGGGCCUCCGGGUCAGUGUCCAGCUGCCGCGGUCUCGGCCCCAGCGACUCCUGUGCCCCCAGCCCCCUUCCCUCGGCGGCCUCGGCUCCCCUCCCUCCCUCCCUCCCUCCCCGGACCAGCGGAAGGUCUCUGUCACCUCCGAGGGGAGCGCAGGGGAGGGGAAGCCUUGACGUUGCUUCCAGGGACGCGGCCCGGGGCGGGUAGGGACCCGGGCGACCGCGGGCGCGCCCCCUCCCCAAAGUCCCACCUCGCGGCCACGCGCGCCCACGGUCGCGCGUAAAGUCCCCGAAAGCUUGAACGCGGAUUGCAGGAGGUUUUUAUUUCCCUUUGUGCGGUGGCUGGGGCCGGAUGGAGGCAGCCGGCCGGGGGCCUUGGGAUUAGGGCUCCCCCCAGCGCGGAGCGGAGCGGAGCGCAACAAAGGAUGUACCCUGCCAGGGUCACCGUCCCCGCCGCGCAACUUCGCGCGCGGCGCUCGCGCCCCAGGAGAGCCAGCCAGCUGCGCUGAGAAGCCCGGCGUCCCGGCUGAGCAGGGCUGGGGGCGUCCGCGGGCGGCGCUCCCCGGACCUCGGAGCCCCAGCGAGGAUCCCGGAGCCUCCCAGGCGGCGGAGGCGGCGCCGCACACCGGAGUGCGCUGCCCGCGCAAAGUCUGCGCGCUUCCGCGGAUGCCCCUCGCCCCGGCCCUUGGACCCCGCGCGCCGCGUUCAGGGACUUGCCGGGCGCCCCUUACCCUGUGGUUGUUGGAGAGCCGGGCGAAGCCAGGUUUGGGGUGACACGAGCCCAAAUGGCCAAGUGGCUUCGGGACUACCUGAGCUUUGGCGGUCGGAGACCCCCUCCGCAGCCGCCCACCCCGGACUACACCGAGAGCGACAUCCUGAGGGCCUACAGGGUGCAGAAGAAUCUGGACUUUGAGGACCCCUAUGAGGACUCCGAGAGCCGCCCAGAGCCAGACCCUGCAGACCCCGGAGACUCCAAGUUCGACUCUCCCAAGCACCGGCUCAUCAAAGUGGAGGCCGCAGACAUGGCCAGAGCCAAAGCCUUGCUGGACAACCCCGGGGAAGAGCUGGAAGUUGACACUGAGUAUUCAGACCCCUUCGAUGCCCAGCCUCACCCGCCACCCCCAGAUGAUGGCUACAUGGAGCCCUAUGACGCCCAGCGGGUCAUAAGCGAACUGCCCUGUGGCGCGGUGGUACAGCUGUAUGAUACUCCCUAUGAAGAUCAGGACCCAGAGCCGGGGGACGGGCCCCCUUUUGAUCAGAGGCCUCGACAGAGUCGGUUACCCCAAGAGGAUGAACGUCCAGCCGAUGAGUAUGACCAGCCCUGGGAGUGGAAGAAAGACCACAUCUCCAGAGCAUUUGCAGUGCAGUUUGACAGUCCAGAGUGGGAAAGGACCCCAGGCUCAGUCAAGGAGCUACGGAGACCCCCACCCAGAAGCCCCCAGCCCGCAGAGCGUGUGGAUCCUGCUCUGCCCCUGGAGAAACAGCCGUGGUUUCAUGGACCGCUGAGCCGCCUGGAUGCCGAGAACCUCCUGUCACUCUGCAAGGAAGGCAGCUACCUCGUGCGGCUCAGUGAGACCAGCGCCCAAGACUGCUCCCUGUCCCUCAGGAGCAGCCAGGGCUUCCUGCAUCUGAAGUUCACGUGGACCCGAGAGAACCAGGUGGUGCUGGGGCAGCACAGCGGGCCCUUCGCCAGCGUGCCCCAGCUGGUCCUGCACUACAGCACUCACCCGCUGCCCGUGCAGGGAGCCGAGCACCUGGCUCUGCUGUACCCUGUCACCACCCUGUCACCACGCAGAGACCUUGAGUCCUGAGAGGGCCCCAGGUCCUGCCGCUCAGCGGAGGAGGAGGACUGGGGAAGGGAUGGACACAGGGAUCCCCUCCCCGCCCGCCUUCCGGGUCCCGCUGUGUUCCUGGGCCCAGAUGGUGUCUAAAAGCCCUCCCCUGGCCCAGCAAUAAAGAAGCUGCUGUCUUUGUC
Messenger RNA from Ictidomys tridecemlineatus (thirteen-lined ground squirrel), 2379 nucleotides. The record is from RefSeq and is a predicted model, not a curated record. Lineage: Eukaryota; Metazoa; Chordata; Mammalia; Rodentia; Sciuridae.